Molecule: messenger RNA, 2586 nt
Organism: Macroventuria anomochaeta
Lineage: Eukaryota; Fungi; Ascomycota; Dothideomycetes; Pleosporales; Didymellaceae
Exons: 2
Coding region: 50-2548 (832 amino acids)
Biological process (GO): spindle assembly
Cellular component (GO): mitotic spindle microtubule; HAUS complex
Molecular function (GO): microtubule binding
Source: RefSeq, a predicted model, not a curated record
CUGCUAACGAAGAAGAGACGGGGCAUAUGUCGCCCUCCACUCUGAGACCAUGUCACGCCCAAUCUCCCAGGCUUCCAAUGCCACUGUCUCAACGCGCCUCGGCCAGGCGCGCAGCUUGUGCGUCAAAACAAACACUACCACCACCACCACCACCACCACCAAGUCACCAGGGAACCCAAUUCCGGCCUCAGAUGUGCGCUUGUUUGUGACAAAUCUGCGCUUACUCGACUUUGACUUGCGAGACGACUGGCCCAACAUCACAGUACAAACAUUCUCAGCCAAGAACGCAGACCAGAAGCAGCGCAUCGGCGGCACCGAGUGGGCUCUCUUCCGUCUCUUCGAGAUCUGGGACGCCAGUGAGGCCGCGCAGAAACUGCGCCCUUUCUUUCCUCCGCUCGAGCCUCUCCAGUCCCUGAACCUCCGCGCCGCCCUGUACCGAUGUCUGAACGACUUGAAGAAGAACGGCGUGCUCGGCCGCGAGUCCGUACUGCGAAAGACAAUGCUGGACGAGUGCAAAGGCGAGAGGUUCUACGAAGUCCUGGCCCUGUUCUCUGCUGCAGUACUGAAGAAGGUGCUCGCUUCAAGGGAUGGGAAGAAUAGGAACGCUGCGGUCGCACGAAAACUGGCGACAGCAUCCAAUCUCCCCAUCGAUGCGCAACGUUCUCUGCUACCACUUGCAAUCGCGCACAAGGCUGCGCUCGUCAACGUGCUGCGCCGCAAGGAGGAGAAGAGGAGGAAGUUCGCCGCCUUCGAGGCAACACUGGACUCGAAGGCCAGUGAUGUCAACAAACGGAUACGGAGAUGCAUGGACACGCCGAGGGCAAAGACGCCGGCUGUGCCACAGAGAGAAGCAGAUGCUGUUAAGAGACAGCUGGCAGACAACUGGAUUGGCAAUCAAAAGUGGCUUGGGGUCAUGCUCCAUGGCGAUCAAAUCCAGACUGCAGACGCAUUUCUCAGCAAACCUUUCGACAAAGUGUGGCACAUGGUCGAGCGAGGGAGAAAGCUGGAAGACGCCGCCCCGGAAGCUGGACUGCUGGAAGACCUACAAUCGAGGGUACAUGAACAGCAGACUCGACUGCAAAAGUGGAAGGCGUUCCACGAAGAGCUGCGCAGAGACAACGCAAAAGACACAUCAGCGAGUCAAAGGGCACCGACCCCUGCAAAGGUCUUCGAAUUCAACAGUCACAUCCAGCACCAGCUGCCCUCGACCCAGCAGAUCGAGAGCCACGCAGUGCAGCGACCAACUUUGCGAUCGAGCUAUCUGGACAUUCUAUCUGAUAUGGACUCAGAGCUGUCGCGUGUCUCGCAGUCAAAGCCUCAACCGGCGCUCACGUCCCUUCGGCGGCGACGGACAUCAUCAUCCAGCGCUCCACGCUCACCAGUCCGGACUAGAAGACCAUCAAACCCCAGACCGAUAGCAAAGGCGCCACCGAGUUCAGCUUGGCACACGGAACCAAAGACUUUGGUCAGUGAGCCAAAGACUCUCGUCCGAGAGCAGAAAGCUUUGUUUGAAGGAUUAUCUGCUAGUAAGUCAACCGUGCACCUUCAGCGACAGCCAUCGGCAAAAGCGCUACCUAUCCAUUCAGACACUACCCUUGUUGGCCAACUGUCUGGUCUACGCAUAGCUGCACCUGAGUCGCUAGCCACCCGAUCUCCUAUUUGCCGGCGGUUCCAGCCCGAGCCAGAGUCGGAGCCUACGCCAACAGCAGUUACACCUCCAGUCCGCGCAGCGUCAUCAUCUCCACUACCUUCAGAAGGCUCUCCGGUGCCUUCCCAACCAACUCCAUUCUCCGAGCCAUCGCCAAUCGAGUCGCCGACAUCUGCUUUCCAACGCUCAGUACCCACUUUGGACAUCCCUAAUCUGAACCCAGAGGAGGCUCUUGCCGAUCAGAUUAUCAAUGCUAUCGGUAACGCAACCCCAUCGCCGGUCAAGAAGCCUCAGCCACGCAUGUCAAUGUCACUCGUGGAACGCACCCGCAUGACCUUAUCUCGAACACCCUCCUUCGAACCAGUACCUGAGUCUCCGGACACGCUUCCCGUAGCACCACCAACAGUGCUCCCUGCAGGCAGCGAUGCCGAGCUCGACAACAUGACGACCCUACUCGAUCGAACGCGCCUCAGCAUGGCUGCUAUGUCGAGUCGACCUCGCACCUCUCUCGCAGCGUCACAAGAAACUACCCGGAAACAGAAGCGUAAAUCGAGAUCUUCACUAUUCCCUGUUAACCAGUUCGAUACACCGCACAAAUCCUUCGAAGCUAUCGAGGAAGUGAAGAGCAGCGAAAAGACACCCAAAGAAGAUCUGCUCUCUGGUGACGUUGACUACGACCGCGUGUUUAGGAGCCGCCCGCGCAUCGCCACAAGUCCGAUAUUCAGUCCUGAGAAGUAUGCUGGAAAUCAUGAUGGGGAUGCAGAUGAGAAUGCGUAUGACGAAGAGAUUACAGGCAUCGAUUUGGGAGACGUCGAUCAGAGCGAUGAUGGGGACAACGAUGGGUUCACGCAGACCUGGGCGGACAGCCCGAGUCGACGUGCCGGGAACCCCCACCACUAAUUAUGAACAUUGUGCAUCUAAAAGCUGAUGUUGUUAUC